ACAAAACACUGACCUUCAUCCAUAUGAUCUUGACACUUAAGAUUUUUUCACACCCUCCUAAUCACCACUUUCAGCAUAGGCUAUAUUAGAGGAGGACAGGGCUGGUUGGACACAUUCAGGAGGAGCACUGAGAUCUUUGACAAACUAACAUUAUGCUUAAGGAGGUGUUGUUGGGUGUCCUUACAGGAGCAGUGGCUUUGACUAUAGGCAUUCUGCUAGGACACUUUGCCAUUGACAAGGGCAGUUCGGUGCCAGACUGGGUCCGGGAUGCAUCUCGUGAUGUGGACGAAAGUAUCAUUGAGAAAUUCCUUGCAGAACUGGAUACCAAUCAACUUAAAGAGAACCUCAGGGAGCUGACUAAGGUUCCCCACAUGGCCACCACCCCUGGAGAUGAAGCCACCGUAGAUUUUAUGCUGAAGAGAUGGCAGGACCCCAACACAGGCUUGGACAGUGCAUGGAGGGAAGACUACAAGGUGUAUCUGUCAUUCCCAAACAAAACAAGCCCCAACAAAGUCUCUGUUGUUGAUCCAGCAAACACAGUGCAGUUUACGGCAAGAGAGAGAGAGAAGGUAUACAAACCAGACCAGGAGGACCCGGAGGUGGUCCAGCCAUUCGCGGCAUAUUCCCCCGCAGGAAACGUCAAGGGAAAACUUGUCUAUGCAAACCAAGGUAAAAUGAGUGACUAUGAGCUGUUAAACAGAACGCUGGAUCUGAGGGGAACCAUCGCCAUCACCAGAUACGGAGGAGAAGGGAGAUCUAAAAAAGCUAUAAAUGCAGCCAAGUUUGGAAUCGUUGGGGUGCUGGUCUAUACUGAGCCGUAUGACAUAAACGAUGGCCUGGUGUCAGAAAGUGAAACCUACCCUCACUCCUGGUAUCUCCCACCUUCUGGUGUCGAGCGAGGCUCAUACAACAUUGACUUUGGAGACUUGUUAACACCGUACCUAGCUGCAAAGGAGGAUACCUACAGAAUACCGAAAGAAGACAUAACAGGUAUUCCACCAAUUCCAGCACAGCCAAUAGGGUUUGAGGAUGCUGAAAGAUUAAUCUGUGAGCUCGAUGGGGACGAUGCCCCUGUUGAAUGGCAAGGCUCGCUUAACUGCACAUACAAACUUGGUGGGCCAGGGUUCAAAGCCACAUCUACCUUCAACAACAGCAAUGUGCACUUGGACAUUUAUAACACAGAGAGGCUGGAAUAUUCAGCAAAUGUUAUGGGAAUAAUCCGAGGCAGUGUGGAGCCAGACAGGUACGUGAUUUAUGGGAACCACAGGGAUAGCUGGGUACAUGGAGCCAUUGACCCCAGCAGCGGCACAGCAGUGAUGCUGGAGAUCACCAGAGUGCUGGGGAAGAUGCUGAAGGAAGGGAAAUGGCGACCUCGGAGGUCUAUUAUCUUUGGCAGCUGGGGAGCUGAAGAAUUUGGUCUUAUUGGAUCUGCCGAAUACACAGAGGAGUACUUCAGUAAGCUGAGUGAACGCACUGUGGCGUACAUCAACGUGGACAUCUCAGUGUUUGCUAAUGCGACUCUCAGGGCUUCUGCUUCUCCAGCAGCACAGAGUGUGAUAUUCACAGCCUCCAAACAGGUAAAGGCACCUGGAACAACCACAACAGUCUAUGAGAACUGGAAGAAAUAUUCCAACAGAACCAGUCCGAAUUAUGGGAUCAUUCCAAAUGUGGGCUUCUUGACAGGAGCAGGAAGUGAUUAUGCAGCUUUUAUGCACUACCUUGGAAUAACAUCCAUGGACAUUUCCUAUUUUUAUGACCGGAGCAAAACAAGAGCACGAAUCUACCCAGCCUACCACACGGCUUAUGACACCUUUGACUACGCAUCUAAAUACAUUGAUCCAGGUUUCACAAGUCACCAGGCAGUAGCCAGGACAGCAGGGAACGUGCUGCUGCGAUUGGCUGACAGUCUUCUGCUGCCUUUCAACUGCAGCGACUACGCAGAAAGUCUUGAGCAGUACCUCAGUCAGGCGGUAGCAGCCUUUGAGGAAAAACUUGCGGCUAAAGGAAUCUCUAUGGAAUCUUUGAAGAAAGCUGUGCAGUUAUUCCGUGACAAAGCCACCAAACUGGAGCGUUUGAUCAGGGAUUCAGAUCUUGCAAAAGAAACACCUCUAAAGGUUCGCCAGAUGAAUGACCAACUCAUGCUGCUGGACAGGGCUUUCCUUGACCCAUUGGCAUUCCCAGAACAAUAUGGUUUCAGGCAUGUGAUAUGGGCGUCGAGGUCAUCAAGCGUGCCCACCUUCCCCGGCCUAGCAGACGCAGUAGAGAAGGCUGAGAGCACGGGGCUGAAGGAAGACUGGGAUCAGGCUCACAAACACAUAUCCAUCAUCACACAGGCCAUCGCAGGAGCUGCACACACACUGGAUGAUGUGAUUUAAUGCACAAAGGAAGAAAUAUUUUACUGUUUUCGCCAAAUAAAAUUCUUGAAAUCAAUAUUUCUGCUAACAGCCAGAGGGAGUAUCAAAGUUGAAAUCAUGUACAAAUGUAAAAAAAAAAAACUAAAUUAUUGUUAUGAAUACCAUUCCCAGCAUAUUCCUAGCGCAUGAAGGGAAAACCUGAAAAAUCAUUUUGACAAGAGGUUUAUAGUAAACAUAUUUUGUCUGAAAUAAAGAUGGAAAGUGCCUUGUGUAUUAAAGGGAUGGUUCACACAUAAA
Carassius gibelio (silver crucian carp) is the source of this 2651-nucleotide messenger RNA. RefSeq names its product N-acetylated alpha-linked acidic dipeptidase like 1 (gene naaladl1). The record is from RefSeq and is a predicted model, not a curated record. Bases 153 to 2375 code for a protein of 740 amino acids. Gene Ontology annotation, molecular function: carboxypeptidase activity. The transcript has 19 exons. Lineage: Eukaryota; Metazoa; Chordata; Actinopteri; Cypriniformes; Cyprinidae.